AUGGCCAAACGUAAUAAAGCUAUUGCUGUUAAAUUCUUCCAAGAUAACUUGAAUGAAUUCAAAGAUUUCUGCACACACAUUAGUUACCAAGAUAAAGAUGGAUUUUUAGGCGGUCCUACAGCAGCACAAGCUUCAAAUCUUCUAAAUUAUUAUCAAAAUAUGUAA
Trichomonas vaginalis G3 is the source of this 165-nucleotide messenger RNA. RefSeq lists its product as uncharacterized. The transcript has a single exon. The coding region runs from base 1 to 165 and encodes 54 amino acids. NCBI's taxonomy places the organism in Eukaryota, Parabasalia, Trichomonadida, Trichomonadidae. The record is from RefSeq and is a predicted model, not a curated record.